UUCCGCUUCAAGGCAACGCCCAAAGAGUUUUCUGUCGCCAAUGACGACUGGUCAGUGCGACUUCCCAGCGAGUAGGGCAUCCGUUGUGUUCAGUGUUGUGGCUUACGGUACUUGUUCGAGUUUAGCAAUCGUGACGAAUAAGGUGGCCAUCCAUCGUGUUCCAUUGCCAGGUUCAAUUUUCUGUUUGCAGUUGGCUGCGACAGUGAGUUUUAUUGGUGGUUGCGGAUCGCCCUGCGCUCUUCCAGACUGAUUGAAGUUGACGCGGUGACCUGGAGCACCAUCAAGACUUUCAUCCCGUACGUCUGUUCGUUCAACCUCUCGCUGUAUUCCAACGGGAGGGCCCUGGCUGCCUCGAACGUCGAAACCGUGAUUGUCUUUCGCUCCCUGUCGCCGCUGUGCGUGAGCGUGUUGGACUGGAUGCUCUUGGGCAGAGAGUUGCCGUCGAUGCGGUCGUGGCUGGUCCUGUUGGGCUUGGUCGUGGGCGUCAUCGGCUACGUCAGUGCCGACAGCGAGUUCGGCGUGAUGGGGAUCUCGGCAUACAAGUGGGUCUGUUUGAACCUUGCCGGCAUCGUCUUCGAAAUGACGUACGGUAAAAAGCUUAUCUCAGGAGUGCAGUUCAAGUCCCCUGUCUGGGGCGCGACCUUCUACACGAACGCGCUCGCGCUACUACCCAUGAUAGCUACUGCCAUCUCUACUGGAGAGGUAGACAGGGUCACGAGCACGGAGAUUGAUCUCGUGUCCGCUUGCUGGCUUGUCGUUUCGUGCAUAAUAGGCUUGGGCAUCAGCUGGUCAGGGUGGAACUGCCGGUCAAAGGUGUCGGCCACGGCCUACACGUUGUUGGGGGUUGUGUGCAAAUUGGUCAGCGUCCUCCUGAACGUCUUGAUUUGGGACAAGCACGCAUCGCCGAAGGGCCUGUUCUUUCUGUUGGUUUGCCUCGCCUGCAGUGCGGCUUAUGAGCAGGCGCCGCUGCGGAAGGAGGUGAGCGCGACGCCGCCUGUGGAGGCCGGGGAGGAGGAGGUGAUCGGCUGUGGGUGUGAAGUUGCGUGCGGGGCAGAGGUGGACGGCCUGUCGGUCAGAGGAGGGCGAAUAAUACGAUGAUGCGUGAAAAACAAUAUCUUCC
Molecule: messenger RNA, 1120 nt
Organism: Prorocentrum cordatum
Lineage: Eukaryota; Dinophyceae; Prorocentrales; Prorocentraceae
Source: the annotation of a GenBank genome assembly